CCUGAGUGUGACGACACGCAGGCCCUGCUCUCUGAUUGGUGGAGGGCUGAUCAGACGUCAUCAGGUGAACAUGAAGGCAGAAGUAAAGAUGUAAAUAUAAACAAACAUGUAACAGGAAGGUCAGUUGAUCAAUAACAACAACUUUAUCUUCAAUACUGACUAUAUUUCAUUCUGAUCUGAAGUGGACCAGAACCAGCAGCUGUGACGGACCAGAACCAGCACUAACAUCCAGAUGUUGAACUGAAACUGUGUCUGUCCUCUGCUGAACUUUCACCUCCGUCUGAACUGUGAAACAGGCUCCUCCCCCUCAGCCUCGCUCACUCCUCAGAUUCAAAAUGGCCGCCGGCAGUUGAACCUGCGUCGUGAACAGAACUUGACGAGUCGCACGAGCAGAUGUUCCCACGAUGUCCCACACUGAGUCCACCAAUGCCUUCUUCUACUGCAGCGGACCCGGCACAGCAGAUUCUUUUUCUUCUUCUUCUUCUGAUCUCUCCGUGGCCCAACCUUGUGAUGACAUCAUCACCAUUUCCUGUGGCCCUCUGGAGCCAUGGCGACAGAGUCCCUGCCCACAUCUGCCAGCAUCAGACGGCAGACAGACGACUGACGGUUCGCUGCAGCGGACUGAGACUGACACAGGUUCCUGCCGGCCUCCCUCACCACACUGUGAGUCUGCUGCUGGAUAAAAACCUGCUCGUGUCCCUGCCGGCCGACUCGUUCUCCAAUCUGUUCCUGCUCGAUGAGCUCAACCUGUCGCACAAUCAGCUCUCCUCUCUGGAAGCAGAUUGUUUCAGAGGUUUGGUGUCCUCACUUCGCUUCCUGGACCUGUCGUCCAAUCAGCUAUCAACGUUGGACCCGGCGGCGCUCGGUGGGCUGCGAGCUCACACCAACCUGACAAACAACCCCUGGCACUGUGACUGCAGGAUGCAGCUGUUGGCGCCUCAGUUGAAUCUCGACCCGUCGUCUCUGGCUGAAGUCGUCUGUCAGACCUCCGACCUCCCGAGCCUCGGAGCGGUGGGGAUGCCGCUGGUCCUGCUGGUGGAGGACUGGGAUCUGUGUCUGUCUGUGCGGAGAACCACUGAUGUCACCAUGCUGGUCACCAUCCUCCUCUGGUUCUUCAUCCUCAUCUGCUACCUGAUCUACUACAUCCGCCAGAACCGCGAGGACGCCCGAAAAUACUUGGACUACUUCAAAACUCAAAAUCGCCAGGUGUAGAGGACGGCGCACCACCUGAGAGUAUAAUAACUGCUGGAAUAACUGCUGUUAGUGACCUGACCAUGUCUCCUCAAGGCCUGUUGAGACCUUCACUGGACCAGUAGACCUUCACUAGAACUCUAGAACUUCACAGGACCUCUAUCCUUCCUCAGGGACUCCUGAAACCUCCUUGAAGACAAAUUUAAAUGUAAUUUUUCUUUCGGUUUAAUUUUUUCUCUUAGUAAACUUUUAUUAAGUCUUUUUUUCAAUCCCUUAACGUCCUUCUUGUGUUUUUUCUGUACAGUUAUUCGUGACUGACUUCCUGUGAGACUCUGGCGCCCUCAUGUGGCUGUCAGGGUGUGUGUGCGUGUGUGCGUGUGUGUUUUUCUAUGAAUUAAUCAAGACUUUGAAUUUCCUUCAAUUAAAUAAAUGUGUUUAAGUUUA
Molecule: messenger RNA, 1635 nt
Organism: Acanthopagrus latus (yellowfin seabream)
Lineage: Eukaryota; Metazoa; Chordata; Actinopteri; Spariformes; Sparidae
Product: leucine-rich repeat-containing protein 3-like
Exons: 6
Coding region: 394-1212 (272 amino acids)
Molecular function (GO): protein binding
Source: RefSeq, a predicted model, not a curated record